Fraxinus pennsylvanica is the source of this 810-nucleotide messenger RNA. Lineage: Eukaryota; Viridiplantae; Streptophyta; Magnoliopsida; Lamiales; Oleaceae. The record is from the annotation of a GenBank genome assembly.
AUGGAAUACCCACACGGCUAUCACCACUCACACCACGGUCCAGACAGGAGAGAAGAAGACUACCCGCCACCGCCACCACCACGACCCCACCCGCCUCCUUUUUACGGGGGAGAUGCGCCACCGCCACCGCCGCGACCACAUCCGCCUCCUUUUUACGGGGAAGAUGCGCCACCGCCGCCCUUUUACGGGGAAAAUCCUCCGCCGCCUCCCUUUUACGGUGAAAAUCCGCCACCGCCUCCCUUUCACGGUGAAAAUCCGCCACCCUAUCACAGGUCUCAUAUAGGGGGGCCGCAGUAUCCUCCGCCUCCGCCAAUUGUCUCUCAUCAAAGCGAAAACAAUCCGCAUCACCAUCAGCAUCAUCCCCACCUUCCUUCGUUUACCCAUCAACACAGUCACCACAGCUCGGAAGUCGCUAACAAACCCUCUGUUAGGGUUUAUUCUAAGGCGGAGACUAAUUACUCUUUGACCAUCCGGGAUGGGAAGGUUAUCCUUGCCCCUUCCAAUCCAUCAGACCCAUUUCAGCACUGGGUUAAAGAUGAUAAGUACAGCACAAGAGUCAAGGACGAACAGGGUUUCCCCAGCUUUGCGUUGAUUAAUAAAGCCACUGGGCAGGCCAUGAAACACUCCAUUGGAGCCACACAUCCUGUGCAAUUGAUUCCUCAUGAUUCUGAUGUUCUUGAUGAAUCAAUUUUGUGGACCGAGAGCAAAGACUUGGGCGAUGCGUUGGAAGAUUCUUCCUCACUGAUACGAGGACCUGUCUUGUUGAUUACGCUUGAUGGUGGAAGGAGAUGGGAGUUCCCUCAUUCAUAG